GAGGAGAUCCCGAUCCGCUUCAGCGUAAGUGGAGAAGUUGACGCAAUAUGCCUAGUACCAGCUCAGACUGUGCAUAGUAGCUCGAUAAUAUCAGGGCACCCAAUCGAUAUAUCAAAAGCAUUUAACAUAGAAUCAAUUCUAUCCGACGAUGGCAUCGGCAUCGGUGUCGGGCUUCAUCCCAGAAACCCUCCAACGGCCUGCACCCAACGAUAAUGACUAUCUCGCAAAACCCCCCAGCACAUGCUGCCUCUCAGGCACUCUACACACUGGCACUCCCCGCGGCGCCCAUGAAACCAUCGCCUCGCUCGAUACCUACAUCGUUAAGCCCCCUUCCUCAAGUGAGAAUGGCCACGUCCUGCUCUACUUCCCCGAUGUUUGGGGCUUCUUCGCAAACGGCUUUUUGGUUAUGGACGCCUUUGCAGACGCCGGGUACCUAGUCCUUGGCCCAGACUAUUUCCGCGGUGAUCCCGUGUGGAAGCAUCGCACGGAUGGGGUGAGUGAACCGGGGUUUGAUUAUGAGGAAUGGAAGAGGGUGAAUAUGGAGUUUGCGGAAGGGGCGGUACCAAAGUGGGUGGAUGAAGUGAGGGAGAGGUUUGGGAAAGGAAAGAAGUUUGCUUGUGUUGGGUAUUGCUUCGGCGCGCCGUUUGUUUGCAACGAGCUUUCGGAUGCGGGAAUUUGCGAUGCAGGAGCGUUUGCGCACCCGGCGUUUCUAAAAGAAAGCCAUUUUCGUUGCUUGAGGAAGCCAUUGUUCCUGAGUUGUAGUCAGAUUGACCAUACGUUUGGGACGGAGGACCGGAAUCGUGCAGUGGGAAUGUUGACGGAGGAUGGGAGGGAGUUCCAGGUGCAGUUGUUUGCUAAGGUAAAGCAUGGCUUUGCAUUGAGAGCGAACCUGGAGAAUCCUUACGAGAGAUAUGUAAAAGAGCAGAGUUUGAAGGCAAUCGUUGAAUAUCUAGACUUCUGGUUGACGCAAAAAUUGUGAUCUGGAAGUCUAGCUGCCGACCUGUAGAUGAGGUGCAAUACAACAUAGUACUUAUGUAUUAGUGUCCACGUCUGACUCCACCAAU
Pseudovirgaria hyperparasitica is the source of this 1064-nucleotide messenger RNA. RefSeq names its product alpha/beta-hydrolase. The transcript has 3 exons. The record is from RefSeq and is a predicted model, not a curated record. NCBI's taxonomy places the organism in Eukaryota, Fungi, Ascomycota, Dothideomycetes, Acrospermales, Acrospermaceae. Gene Ontology annotation, molecular function: hydrolase activity. The coding region runs from base 149 to 979 and encodes 276 amino acids.